UGUGCUCCUAGGAUGUAUUAAUGCCUCUGGGUCUGAAUUAAAACGGAUACAGUUUCUUGACAACAGUCAGAGUAGUGUUUUCUUAUUUACUUGCAGGAGGCAGGUACGGUUGUGUAAGGUGUGCCAAGGCCGACCACGGAGCAUAAACACUUUUAUCCAGGACCACACUCUUUACGGCUUUGACGUCAAGCGCCUUUAAUCUGGUUGAGGGCUCAGCGGUGGCCUUUGCCUUCAGGGGGCAACACCCUCUCUCUCUGUGUGUGCUGUCAAACAGGCGAAGGAGCUGCUGCUUACAAGCUCAUUAACAAAUGCUCAGUAAAGAUUGAUCAGGAUUUUUCUUGAAAGCAAAGGAGUUUUAAUGUUUUUGGACGAAGCACUAUUGAAGAGUGAAGGUUUUCUUAUGAAGGAUUUGAAAAGGCAGGUCAACUUUGAAUAGCCCCUGCUGGGUCGUCUGCUGAUGCAUGUCAAGCACAUCCUACACGGGGAAGAUGUACUUGACAUCUUCAUUUUAGAAUUGUCUUUAUUUUGACUUUAUUUUGCUGUUUUUUUCACUUAAAAUAUGGGUCAAGGACCGAGUAACAUAGAUAAUGAGGUGACUCUCCAACACAUCCAGGAACUCUACCGCAAAUUUGCCAGCGAAUGUCCGAGUGGAAACCUGCACCUGCACGAAUUCAAGAAAAUAUUCGGAAUAAACAGCAAAUCCACGGAAGAAGAAUCUGCAUACAUGGAAAAUGUUUUCCGAUCCUUCGACACAAACCAUGACGGUCAUUUGGACUUCAUGGAGUACGUGGCAGCUCUGCAUCUUGUUCUUCGUGGGAAACUGGAGGAUAAACUGAAGUGGUCGUUUAAAGUGUAUGACAGAGAUGGAAACGGCUGCCUGGACAGACAGGAAGUGAAACACAUUGUCACAAUUAUCACCAAGAUAAGGACGCACAGCGAACCGGACAUCUCCGUGGAUGUGGAUGGAAUUUGUGACAGAAUAUUUGUCCUGGUGGACAAGAAUAAUGACAGUCAGAUUUCUCUUGAGGAGUUCAUGGAGGGGGCUCAGAAGGACCCAUGGGUGUUGGAACAGCUCAAACUGGACAUCGGCCCCUGUGAUUGGUUCAUUGAUCAGAAGGAGAAGAAACCCUGAUGUUACAAAGAGGAUUUAUGAUAAAUAACAAACACUAAGUGGCAGUGAAAGUCUGCCUUUGUUGUUUUUACCCACACGGGCUUCAGGUAAAUACUCAUGUUUGGAGGUAUUCAGAGGAUCAAUCUGCAUCAUGCUUUGAUUCCAAAAUUGGAUUUCUUCAGAGGUUAUUUCUUCGAUUGUAGGAAACACAGACCAAUGGAAGAUGCACCUGAAGCAGGAUUUUCUAAGUGAAGCCUCUCAGUUUUACAAAGUGUGUGGACACAGACAAGUCACGGCUGAAGAGGUCUCUUUACGCCUAGAAAAUGGUGCACGGACACCUUUGACAUACCUCUUGAUGUUCACUUAUUGGAUGCGUGUUUAGUGACAUGUAACCUGUGCUUGUUUUCUAUAAAGUGAGAUUGGCUGUGUUUUUUUAAAAUGUGAAAUGUUACCCUCAUUUAGUCUGAAAUGUUCCGAGCAUCAAAGCAGCUCCAUUUGCAACGUCAAGAAGGAAAAAUAUUUAACAUAACACUACAAUCACUGAAGAGAAACAUGUUCAAGACCGUGGGAGCCUGUAAGUCUGAUUUCAUGUUUACAAUUUAUAUUCAGAGACAGUGUUGGAUACCUAGAGUUUCUCCCAGCAUCUCUCACCCUAAAGCGGUGGACAAAUACGAAUAAUUACGAUACUGUACAACUCUCAAUCACAGAUGUAAAUAGCAGAAGGACAAUGUGUCUACUCGCCCCAAAGUAUCGAAGGCGGCGGGAAAAUAAAUGAUUUGACAAAUAGUAAAUGGCUCUUUAAUGAAAUGUCCUGCAGGUAAGCCAUCUUCUCAGAAAAGCACUUGAUGACAGGAAGUUAAGACGAUCAACUCUCAGGUCUGCAAGCUAUUGAUGCAGACAGGAGACGGUUAGCUUAGCUUAGCAUAACGACUGGAAGCAGGCCAAACAGCUAGCUAUAACUUUCAUCAACAGUGUUUUUGUCCUUGCUCAGUAGCUCUCACUUCACGGGACGGAUUUUUAACACUUUGCCCAGCUUAGCUCAGGCUAGCUGUUUCCCUGUGUUCUAGUGUUAAUGCUAAGCUACGCUAACAGUCUGUUGGCUUGUAUAGACAUACAUGAGAGUGGUAUUUAUUGGUCUCUUUACCAAUUUGCCAAAUAAUUCAAAUAAAUAAUGUAUUUAACACUUAACACAUCAUAUUGGCUACUGGCAGCAGUGCUGGUUCUGGAGGGGUAGCAACGGGAGCAAUUGCACCCGGGCUGGUCUGGAAGGGGGCCCAAAAAAAUAGAAUAAAAAUUCAGAUUUCUCUCUGAUCCUGCAUUAAGUGUAUCGCCAAGUGUGUCUCACUUAACAGCACAAAGAGACCCGCAGCAAAUCUGGCGAUUAUGUCACUGUAAUCCACUUGUCUUGCUGUAUGGUUCUCGGGGGGGGGGACCGGCCCUGACUGGCAGGUUAACCUUCCUCUAAAGAAAGAUAUA
Messenger RNA from Eleginops maclovinus (Patagonian blennie), 2587 nucleotides. Its product is annotated as guanylyl cyclase-activating protein 2-like. Gene Ontology annotation, cellular component: cone photoreceptor outer segment; photoreceptor inner segment. The record is from RefSeq and is a predicted model, not a curated record. The transcript is spliced from 4 exons. Gene Ontology annotation, biological process: visual perception. NCBI's taxonomy places the organism in Eukaryota, Metazoa, Chordata, Actinopteri, Perciformes, Eleginopidae. Gene Ontology annotation, molecular function: calcium sensitive guanylate cyclase activator activity; calcium ion binding. Bases 560 to 1132 code for a protein of 190 amino acids.